Schizosaccharomyces japonicus yFS275 is the source of this 960-nucleotide messenger RNA. RefSeq lists its product as hypothetical. Bases 1 to 960 code for a protein of 319 amino acids. Lineage: Eukaryota; Fungi; Ascomycota; Schizosaccharomycetes; Schizosaccharomycetales; Schizosaccharomycetaceae. The record is from RefSeq and is a predicted model, not a curated record. The transcript is spliced from 2 exons.
AUGGAGCCGAAAUGGAUUAUGCGAUGGCAAAAACCAAAGUUCGUUGGUGACGAAAUGCGUCAUAAGAUGAACCGUGCCGAGCAGAAGCUCACCGGUAGAGGAAAGACAAACUACCGCAGUAGCUCUCCUUACGAGGGCAAUGACUACGGCAACGACUCGUACUCGAACCAAAGCGGUAACGGACUCUCUGACUACAGCAGCAGAAACAGCGGUGUCGAAGAGACCGGCUACACUACGCAAGGUUAUAAUGGCAUUUCUUCGCCAAGAAACACGAACACAUAUCAAAGUCAGAGUGGACGUGACACCUUGGGAACAGCAGGUGACAACUCUCAGUCAAGAACGAGAUCCACUUCGCAGCCAAAGUCGCACAGCAAGAUGUUUGGCGCCGAUGAUUACGGUAACUCGGACAACACUUAUGGUACCACCAGCGGCGGUUUUGAGAGUGGCCGUUAUUCUAGCAACACUGGCAACACUGGUGCAGAUGCCGACACUGGCGCUUAUGGGUCCAGCGGAUAUGGCUAUGACAAUUCUAACGCCUCCGGUGCUCGCAAGUACACUGGUAACGACGAGUCGAACUAUGGCACAUCUGGCCAAGGUUACGGAUCCAGCCGUACCAACCAAACUGCUUCUUAUGGCAAUCAACAAUCAACCGGUUACGGUGCCGAUGUUGCAGGUCAAAAGCCUUAUGGAACGGGCCACACUGGCGCCAGUCAAUACGCUACCAGCGCCGUUGGCCGUGACCGAGUUCCCACUGGAAGUGGCUCCUACACCCAGGACAGUUCGAACAUCCACAGCGGUCAAUACGGCACCCAUGGCUCAAACUAUGCUGGCGCCGAGGAGCAUACCGCAUCCUUCACCGACCGCAUGAAGGGCAGCAUGGAGAAGAUGAUGGGCAAGGUCUCCAACAACCCUGAGAGAAUUCAAAAGGGUGAGGACUUAAAGCAUGGCCGCAAGUUUUAA